Molecule: messenger RNA, 1167 nt
Organism: Cryptosporidium muris RN66
Lineage: Eukaryota; Apicomplexa; Conoidasida; Eucoccidiorida; Cryptosporidiidae
Exons: 1
Coding region: 1-1167 (388 amino acids)
Biological process (GO): double-strand break repair via homologous recombination
Cellular component (GO): replication fork; Rad51B-Rad51C-Rad51D-XRCC2 complex
Source: RefSeq, a predicted model, not a curated record
AUGUUUGGAUACAGUAUCUUAAAUGAUAUUAAGAUAAAGCAUGUAUAUGAAGCCGAUGAUAACUUAUAUAAUUUAUUAAAAAGAAACUUAUACAAGUUACGACUUAAUGAUGAUAUAUUAAUGGAUUUAUUAGGUGAAAAUGGUGUAUUAAGGCCUGGAGAUUUAAUAGGAAUAGCUGGUAAAAGUAAUUGUGGUAAAUCUUUAUUAUUAGGAUAUAUAAUGGCUCAAUGUAUACUACCAAAGGAACUUGGAGGACAUAAUUUAUCAGUAUUAUAUAUUGAUACAGAUAAUAGUUUCUGUAUAGAAGUUUUUCUAGAGACACAUUUAUUACCUACUAUUGAGAAAUACUAUGAAAAUUAUUAUCAAAUAAAUGAAGAUCUAAUUAUUAAUAAUAAGGAUAUGCUUAUAUCUAGUUUAGAUAAUUUCAAAGUUGUUAGUGUAUCAGAUAUAUUAGAUUUUAUUUCAAUAUUACGUACAAUAAUGACAGAUAAUACAAAUCCAAAUAUUAUAAUUAUAGAUUCAUUAACAUUUUGGAAAAUCCAAAAUAGUUCAAGCAUAUUUGAAUAUAUAGUUAGCCAAGAUAAUAAUGAUAAUAAUAAUAAAGAUAACAAUAUUAAAUAUAAUGAACUAUAUACAAAUAAAUUAAAUUCUUAUUUAUUUGGAUUAAAUGCAUCAUUAAAUACUUUAUAUAAUUGUAGUAUGCACCUAUUAUCUAGUAUAAUUGAUACAAUGGGUGUUGUUGUUUUUGUAACAAUUGAUGAGGAGUAUAUCACUAAUAAGAAAUAUAGAAAUAUUUUAAGCAAAACUUCUAUAGAAAUUUUGAGUAAUCCUGAUUUGAAUGAUUAUAAUAUGGAAUCAUAUUAUAAUAUUGAACUUCCAUUAUCUAAUCGUUCAAAUAAUGAAUCAUCACACCUACAAGAUUCUAGAUUAAAUAAGGUUACAGUGAGAUUUCCAAAACUUCCAUCUGGUAUAUUUGAAACUAUUAGAAUACAAUAUAAAGUGAACAAUUUAAAUUUUAAAAGGCUAUUAUGGAUAACUUGUACUGAUACAAGAGAAAUAACAUCUGCACAAACUAAUAUUCCAACAUAUUUUAAUUGUAUAAAUGAUAAUAAGAAAAUGAACUAUAUGAUAGUAACUGAUUCACAUGGAGUAAAUUUGUUAAAUUAA